Acanthamoeba castellanii str. Neff is the source of this 786-nucleotide messenger RNA. Its product is annotated as zinc finger, zz type domain containing protein. Gene Ontology annotation, molecular function: zinc ion binding. NCBI's taxonomy places the organism in Eukaryota, Discosea, Longamoebia, Acanthamoebidae. The coding region runs from base 1 to 786 and encodes 261 amino acids. The record is from RefSeq and is a predicted model, not a curated record. The transcript has 4 exons.
AUGCGGCGUCUAUCGGCUUUGGGCGUGCCUCAUAUCUGGGACUUGGCACAGUGCAACGAAUGCAAAGCCGAGAUUCAGGUCACCCGCUUCCACUGCUUCCAGUGCGGCGAGGGAGAAAACGAAGGUUACGACUUGUGCAGGUCGUGUCUCCCCGAAGGGAUGCGCAAGCAUAACCCCAAGCACCAAUUCCAGAUCGUGGAGCACCUGGACAUGACCAUCGACACCCUGCAGGAUUUCCUGGUCAUCAUCAGGGAGCCACAGACCAAGUGGGUGAAGAUUCGCCGUCCCUACCCUGGCGUCUCCGUGUACGAAGUGCGGUUUGGACGCAAGCACCUGUUCUACAGCACCACCCUCGCAGCUCAGGUCUCGCAGAUCGCCCGGUCCUUCCCCCAGGGCCUGAAGGUAGUCAAGGUGGCGGCCGAGGUCUGUGCACGUGAGCUGGCCGAGCAGGAGCGGCGGGCAGUGCAGCCGCUGCCGGGCUGUGCGUUCACCGAGAUGGAGGUCGAGUACGUCAUGCAAGCGACCGGCGCCUGUCGGGAGCGGGCCACCCAGGCGCUGGCCGAGUACGGGAGCCCUGAGACGGCGGUGCUGUUCAUCGGCGAGCAAGACGAGGGCGGGGACCUGCUCGAUGACGAUGACGAUGGUGACGACGGUGAAGAGGACGGCGAAGAUGAUGAGGAUGCCGAAAUGGAGGACGGUGACCCAGCAACAGAUGAGAAAGACGAUGGAGAGGACAACAACGACAACGGAGAUUCGGAGGAAGUGGACGACUUCGAAUCCUGCUGA